AUGGCCAAGUCGUCGCCGUACGAUGAUCCUGCCAUUCUCAACAGAUUCCUCGACGUGGUCAGAGGCAAUGCCCAAUCUGCAAAGAGUGCGACCCAAUCCGAAAAACCCGUGUCAAAACUCAACCCAGAAAGCCAAGACUUCUCUUCCAAGGUUAUGGCCGCCGGUAGUGAAAGUGGCCUCUCCAAAACCAGCAGCCGUCCAAACAACUUGCAAUCAGGGUGUCAACAGGGAGCUACUGCAAGCCUUCUGGCACCCUCCCAUUCUCCGUUUCCCCACGUGUCUAUUGCUCAAAGGACUGCUCCGGUCGACCUGAUCCAAGAUCAGAAUGGCAUUGUCACCGAACAGACAAACCCGCCCACCGUUCAGGACAGGCAAAGCCUCAUGCAAGAGCAUCCCAAUACGGCCGCAGCAACAGACGGACCGCCAUUUCUGACCCCAACACAGCAUCGACUCCUGGUUGGCAAGAAACCCGGCGUCGAGCACAUCACAGAGAACAGGUUAGCAGAGCUAAGCCAUCAGACUCAGGGUUACAUGGAUAGUGUGGUUGAUCGAUUCCGAAAGUCAAAGGAGCGGAUUCUGGGACAGAAUUCUAUCGCUAGUGGCCGUGUUGCUUUGGCUCGAGAGAAAGAGUCUAACAUGGACGCGACGGAUGCUGCCACAUUCCACCAAAACGACGAGACGUCAAUCGAAUCUCGAGUUAGCCAGGGCAAGAGAGAUGAGCCUGGCAAGACCACUAACCAGCUGGAAGGCUGGCAAGAGAAAGCUCCCGAUAGUGCAUCUUGCCGCACUCUUUUCGCGGAUUCUGCCUACAAAACAGGUGGUCAGCAGAGUGAGAACGACUCUAAGCUCCAAGUUUAA
Cladophialophora bantiana CBS 173.52 is the source of this 858-nucleotide messenger RNA. RefSeq lists its product as uncharacterized. The record is from RefSeq and is a predicted model, not a curated record. The transcript has 4 exons. The coding region runs from base 1 to 858 and encodes 285 amino acids. Lineage: Eukaryota; Fungi; Ascomycota; Eurotiomycetes; Chaetothyriales; Herpotrichiellaceae.